AUGCGUCCUGACGGCCUGGCAAUGGCGGCGCCCACGGAGUCGCUGCGGAAGCGAAGGCGCGGGGACGCGGACGAGGGGCCUUGUUCUCCGCCCGCGCCCGCGCGCGAGCCCGCGGCAUGCCCGGCCCGCCUCCGGCCGGGCACCUUCUGGUUGACCAGGAUAGUGCUCCUGAGGGCCCUAGCUUUCAUUUACUGGGUGGCGUUCCUGGUGGCUUUCCACCAGAACAAGCAGCUGAUUGGUGACCGGGGGCUACUUCCGAGCAGGCUGUACCUGAAGAGCGUCCAGCGGCACGUUGGGGGGCGGGUCGGCUGGGGUGCCCUGAGCUACGCACCCACCGUCCUCUGGUUCCUGGACUGGACGGACAUGGAUGCCAACCUGGACUUCCUGGCCCUGGCCGGCUUGGCCAUCUCGUCUUUCAUCCUGAUAGCUGGCUGUGCCAACAUGGUCCUCAUGGCCACCCUCUGGGUCCUCUACAUGUCCCUGGUCAACGUGGGACAGAUCUGGUACGCCUUUGGGUGGGAAUCCCAGCUUCUCGAGACAGGGUUCCUGGCGAUCUUCCUGUGCCCGCUGUGGACGCUGUCCCGGUUGCCGAGACACACCCCGACGUCCCGGAUCGUCGUGUGGGGAUUUCGGUGGCUGAUUUUCAGGAUCAUGCUCGGAGCAGGGCUGAUCAAGAUCCGGGGGGACCGGUGCUGGCUGGACCUGACCUGCAUGGACUACCACUAUGAGACCCAGCCGGUGCCCAACCCCGCAGCCUACUACCUACACCGCUCGCCGUGGUGGAUUCACCGCACGGAGACGCUCGGCAACCACAUCAUAGAGCUUGGGGUUCCCUUCUUCCUCUUCCUGGGACGCAGUAUGUGCCUGCUGCAUGGCGCCUUGCAGAUCCUCUUCCAGGUGCUUCUCAUCAUCAGCGGGAACCUGAGCUUCCUGAAUUGGUUGACCAUCGUGCCCAGCCUGGCCUGCUUCGACGACGCCGCCCUGAGCUUCCUGUUCCCCUCUGGGCCUGGGGGCCUCAAAGAUCAAGUCCUGCAGCUGCAGAAAGAGGAGGCCCAGGGGGCCCAGCCCGUGCAGACAUGGGGCUGUGUGGUGCGGUGGGCUGUCCACCUCACGCUGGCCGCCCUCAUUGGCUACCUCAGCAUCCCUGUCGUCCUCAACCUACUCAGCUCACGGCAGGUCAUGAACGUCUCCUUCAACCCGCUCAGGAUCGUCAACACCUACGGGGCCUUUGGAAGCAUCACCAAGGAGCGCACGGAAGUGAUCCUCCAGGGCACAGCCAGCCCCAACGCCAGCGCCCCCGACGCCCUGUGGGCUGACUACGAGUUCAAGUGCAAGCCGGGGGACCCCAGGCGGCGGCCCUGCCUCAUCUCCCCCUACCACCACCGCCUGGACUGGCUCAUGUGGUUCGCGGCCUUCCAGACCUACGAGCAGCAUGAGUGGAUCCUCCACCUGGCAGGCAAGCUGCUGGCCAACGACGCCCAGGUGCUGUCCCUGCUCGCCCACAACCCCUUCUCAGGCGCGGAGCCCCCCAGGUGGGUCCGCGCAGAGCACUACCGUUACAAGUUCAGCCUCCCGGGGGGCCAGCACGCAACAGAGGGUAAGUGGUGGGUCCGGAAGCGGAUCGGCCCCUACUUCCCACCACUCAGACUGCAGGACCUGAAGGGCUACUUUGAGGCCAGGGAGUGGCCGCACCCGGAGCCCGCCUAA
Messenger RNA from Orycteropus afer afer, 1707 nucleotides. RefSeq names its product lipase maturation factor 1 (gene LMF1). NCBI's taxonomy places the organism in Eukaryota, Metazoa, Chordata, Mammalia, Tubulidentata, Orycteropodidae. The record is from RefSeq and is a predicted model, not a curated record. Gene Ontology annotation, biological process: protein maturation. The transcript is spliced from 11 exons. Gene Ontology annotation, cellular component: endoplasmic reticulum membrane. The coding region runs from base 1 to 1707 and encodes 568 amino acids.